Molecule: messenger RNA, 780 nt
Organism: Rotaria sp. Silwood1
Lineage: Eukaryota; Metazoa; Rotifera; Eurotatoria; Philodinida; Philodinidae
Source: the annotation of a GenBank genome assembly
AUGGAUACAGGAGGAGGAGAAGAUGCAACAGCACAGCGUAUAUUACGUAUUACGGACAUUGCCCAGGAACCAUUGCAAUUUCUUGCACCUAUUAGCGGUUAUGGGAAAGCACCCCUUGUUUCACUGGAACAAGCAGUAGAACCACUUGUUCCGAUCCUACCAGAAGUUCAGAGCUAUGCUUAUGCCGCUAAACAAAGAUGUGAGAAUCCUGCUGAUGGAUUGACACAAGAUGAAUCUGCAUCAAUUAUGCUAUACACGAUGGGAUGGGAACCACUUGAUGAAUGCCUAUACUUCGUUUUGAAUGACACAUUACGAUCAUCAGAACGACGACAAAAACUUAAACCAUGGUAUUUGUUUAUAAGACUCUUUCUUAAUGCACUAUUUCGUCUUCCACCACUUGUAAAAACUGCAUACAGAGGUGUUAAAUUAGAUCUAAGCAAAAAAUAUAUCGCAGGGAAAACAAUCGUCUGGUGGGGCUUUUCAUCUUGCACAACAGCCGUUAAUGUUCUACAGUCAGAACUAUUUUUGGGAACGACAUGUGACAGAACAAUGUUUACCUUACAAUGUCAAUCAGCUAGAGAUAUUCGUAAGCAUUCGUAUCUAUCAGACGAAGAUGAAGUACUGCUUAUGGCUGCAACUCAAUUCAAAGUAAUGGGCUGUCUUAAUCAGGGAAAUCUUCACAUUGUUCAACUGGAAGAAACUAGCCCUCCAUUUCCACUUUUACAACCAGUAUCAGUUGUUGUUCCACCACCAAUCAAUCCAUCUUCCCCAAGUAAGUAA